Molecule: messenger RNA, 1458 nt
Organism: Orbilia oligospora ATCC 24927
Lineage: Eukaryota; Fungi; Ascomycota; Orbiliomycetes; Orbiliales; Orbiliaceae
Exons: 3
Coding region: 1-1458 (485 amino acids)
Biological process (GO): intracellular iron ion homeostasis
Source: RefSeq, a predicted model, not a curated record
AUGGGUCAAUACAGCGUUGAGUCCCACGAAAAUGGCGAGAAGGUUUAUGACCUUAUUUGCGUCGGCUUUGGGCCCGCAUCUCUAGCAAUUGCUAUCGCCAUUCAAGAAAUGCUCCCGGAAGCACGCCCAAACGUCCUAUUCCUGGAACGGCAACAGCAAUUCGUCUGGCACUCUGGGAUGCUUCUUCCCGGCUCCAAAAUGCAAAUCAGCUUCAUCAAGGACCUUGCAACUCUUAGAAAUCCACAAUCCUCAUUUACCUUUUUGAAUUAUCUCAAAGAGAAUGGCAGGCUUUUGGACUUUAUCAAUCUAGGAACUUUCCUACCAUUGCGAGAAGAGUUCAAUGACUACCUGCAAUGGUGCGCUAGCAAGUUUGCCAACUUGGUUAGCUACGGCGAAACCGUCACUUUGGUUGAGCCAGUCAAGAACAAUAACACCGGCAAGGUCGACAACUUUGUUGUCCAUUCAAAAGUUGGAGGAAUCGAAGAAACAAGAAGGGCAAAGCAUGUCGUCGUCGCUGUUGGUGGGCGACCACUCCUGCCAAAGCCGUUGCCAGAAUAUCACCCAAGAAUUGUGCAUUCGUCACAAUACUCUUCGCGAGUUCCACAAAACCUCACAGACCGAAAUGCUGCUUAUCGCAUUGCGGUUAUUGGAGCUGGUCAGAGUGCGGCUGAAACAUUCUCGGAUGUUGCCUCCAGAUACCCUAAUGCCCAAACCACAAUGUUCCUCAGAGGGGAUUCUCUGAAACCCAGUGACGAUAGUCCAUUUGUUAACGAAAUCUUCAAUCCUUCUGCUACGGACAAAUUCUUCCAAACCCCAGCUGCAGAACGCCACCAGCAACUAGUCGAGAACCGUGCAACAAACUAUAGCGUUGUUCGCCUCGAACUCAUCGAAAAGAUCUAUAAUGAUCUCUAUGUCCAGCGUCUCAGAGAUCCAUCUGGCGCUAGCUGGAAAAUGAAUAUCAAAAACCACACGGAAGUCACCGGCUUCAAGAACCUAUCUGAGAAGACUGUGGGUCUACAGAUGACCCACCGAGAAAAUGGCCUUGAGACUGUUGAGAACCACGAGUUUGAUCUUGUGAUUGUCGCGACAGGAUACGCUAGAGAUAUGCAUCAACAAAUUCUUGACCCAACUCGGGAAUUGCUUGAGGAUGCUACAGUAGCGAGAUUCCCGAUAAACAGAGACUACAGGGUACAGUUCUCUGGAGAGAAAGUCAGCUCGGAUGCUGGCAUCUAUCUUCAAGGAUGCAAUGAAACAACACACGGGUUGAGUGACACACUCCUCUCCGUCCUUGCCGUGCGUGCAGGAGAAGUGGUUGAGUCGAUUUUCAUGAAGUCAGCCUCUAACGGCCAUUCGAAUGGUCAUUCUAACGGUCAUGCCUCGAAAGUCUCAGCAAAGAAGGCAGAGGUUUACACCAAUGGAAACGGCCAUAAUGGCGUAACUUCAAACGGAUACCACUGA